UCUGUGUGUCAAUAAACAAAAUGAUUAAGUUUAUUUUAUUGCUAAACAUUUUUAAUGUGUGUUCAUCCGACGUUUUUACGAGUCGAAUAAAUCAUAUGGAGUACUAUAGGAACCGAACUCGUCCCUCGAAAGCCUUCAACAGUUUCUCGACGAACUAUUUCAGCCAGAAUUCAAUAAAACCGGGUAAAGAAAAAGUGAAGUGCGGUACGAGGACAGUGGAUUUUACUUUACGGAGAGGGAAAAUUGUUGGAGGAUCCGAGGCCCCUUAUGGGGCCUUCCCUUGGCAGGUGGAAAUCCAAAUGUUAGAUGCUGACAAAUUAACAUUUGAGCAUCAUUGUGGGGGAGCGGUCAUUGCGGAACGACUCGUAUUAUCCGCUGCACAUUGUUUUGAUAAACAGCCGCUCCAAUUGGACCACGUCAGAUUAUUAGUGGGAGAGCAUCGGUUGAAAAUGCAGGAUAAACACGAGAAUCGUUUCCUGGCCGAGAAGGUUGUACCGCAUCCUGAAUUCCGGAAGAAUGGUCCACAUAGCAACGACAUAGCCGUCAUCCUUGUGUCCCGUUCCGGAGUUCAGUUCAAUAGUCACGUCAGACCGAUCUGCUUGCCUGACAAAGCAGACACAGCCGGGAGGUGGUGCGCUGUCAGCGGCUGGGGAUAUCAGGCAGAAGCAACGGAGAAUUUUGCACCAGUUUUAAGAGCAGCAGCUGUGCCUGUGCUUGAUCAAACGACUUGCAGGAAGGAAAAAGUAUUAGGUGGAUGUCAGCAAACGAUAUUAGAUUCUAUGCUGUGCGCUGGUAUCCUAUCUGGUGGUGUUGAUGCGUGUAAGGGGGACUCAGGAGGUCCCCUAGCUUGUUACAGCAAUCGAUGGCAGUUACACGGCGUCGUUUCAUGGGGGUCCGGUUGUGCGAGGCGAGCACGGCCUGGUGUUUACACUAGAGUAGCAUCGUAUGUCGACUGGAUUAAAAGCACUGCCAAUUCAUUAGGACAAAGAAUAUAUUAGACUAUAGGAAAUAUUUAAAAUGCCCGCGCGAUCAGAAUGGUAUGCGACUUUUUGGAACUAAGACACGCACGACCAUUAAAAUGGCGUCGGCUAACUCA
Molecule: messenger RNA, 1096 nt
Organism: Vanessa tameamea
Lineage: Eukaryota; Metazoa; Arthropoda; Insecta; Lepidoptera; Nymphalidae
Product: trypsin-like
Exons: 6
Coding region: 21-998 (325 amino acids)
Biological process (GO): proteolysis
Molecular function (GO): serine-type endopeptidase activity
Source: RefSeq, a predicted model, not a curated record